This is a messenger RNA of Papilio polytes (common Mormon), 885 nucleotides long. It is a transcript of the gene lark, whose product is annotated as RNA-binding protein lark-like. The transcript is spliced from 5 exons. Gene Ontology annotation, molecular function: mRNA binding. The coding region runs from base 185 to 700 and encodes 171 amino acids. Gene Ontology annotation, cellular component: cytosol. Lineage: Eukaryota; Metazoa; Arthropoda; Insecta; Lepidoptera; Papilionidae. The record is from RefSeq and is a predicted model, not a curated record.
CCUACUUCCGCUGCGACGCGCCGCGCACGACGCUUUGUCGUUUUUCAUUUUGCAGAACAGAGUGCAUUGAAAACGCCAUUUUGAAGAAGUAACCUCUUCUGUGGUUUACUGCAAAAAGUGGUUGUGGUGUUAUAUUUCGUUUCUAGUGUAUCUUAAAACCGCAAAAAUUGAGUCGGAAACUAAAAUGCCGGGCGCCGGUACUUUCAAAAUCUUCGUCGGGAAUCUAUCCGAUAAAACGACGGACGCCGAUCUUAGACCGCUAUUCGAGAAAUACGGUACGGUCGUAGAAUGCGAUAUCGUCAGAAAUUACGGUUUCGUGCACAUGGAAAACGAGCAAGUCGGCCGCGAAGCAAUUCAAAACUUAAACGGCGAGUUAGUACAUGGUCAGGCGAUUAAAAUAGAGGCGGCCAAGAGCCGAAAGGCGCCGUCAACGCCGACCACGAAAAUAUUCGUCGGUAACCUAUUUGUGUCACCGCCACUACGCCGAGAGCCAAUGCCGCCCAUGCCCAGCUUGCCACCACUGCGUAGCAGCAUGGGAUCAAUGAGGUCCUCAUAUGACACUAUGUUCAGCCGCAGAAGUCCACCGAGAGGGCCACAGAUGUCCCGAGGAAUGUACGAAGAUUUCAGCAGAGACACAUUUGAUGACAGAAGACCAGGGCUGCGAGGUCCCUCCCCUUCCCGAAGGUACGCGCCUUACUAACGAAAGUGGUCAUUGUGUGAUGGCAUUUGACUGUCCCCUGUAUCAUUGAGAUGUUUGGACAAUAAUUUGUAAGGAUGACUGCGAGUGACUUAUAUGCAAUCUAAUAUAGAAUUAAUUGUAUGGUUGAAUAGACUGCUAAUGUCAAGGAAUGUAAAUAAAUAAAAUAAAUCUCAUUUUAAGUAUAA